Molecule: messenger RNA, 1403 nt
Organism: Carassius auratus (goldfish)
Lineage: Eukaryota; Metazoa; Chordata; Actinopteri; Cypriniformes; Cyprinidae
Product: semaphorin-3ab-like
Exons: 8
Coding region: 470-1390 (306 amino acids)
Biological process (GO): positive regulation of cell migration; semaphorin-plexin signaling pathway; neural crest cell migration
Cellular component (GO): plasma membrane; glutamatergic synapse; axon
Molecular function (GO): semaphorin receptor binding; neuropilin binding; chemorepellent activity
Source: RefSeq, a predicted model, not a curated record
AGGGAGGGAGGGAUAGAAAGAAAGAGAGCGAGAGAGGGGUGGGCACAAUUGGGACAGUUCCCUCCUUCCCAUCAGGGGAGUGUUUGAAAGAAAGGAGUGAAUGAUAAGAGACGACUGAAGGAGAGACAGAGAGAUCAGAAAGAGUUCAAAGAUGCAGAGAGAUGCAGAGGGAAAGACAAUAACAGAGUGAACAAAACGAAGACAAAUUCAGACGGCAAUAUUAUAAACACAGAAGACAGACCAAGAGAGGAUUCUGCUGCAGCACUGACCUGAGCAGGAUUAUAUUACACUGCACUGCACUGCACACACAAACACACACUUACGCAGAGGUGUGUGAUGCUGACAUCAGGUAGACACCAUUUGUGUGUGUGAUAUUUCAGAGCAGAGUACGCAGUGUGUGUGUGUGUGUGUGUGUUUACUCCGAGCCAGAGUCGCAGAGUGUGUGUGUGUGAGUGUGUGUAAGACAGCCAUGAGGAGGAUGCUGGCUCUCUUCUGCUUAAUUUCACUGGCGGCACCUCUAACGGACGCAUGGAGACCAUCGCAACCACGACUGCACUUCCAACACUCAGAGCUGGUGCGGAGCGGCAGGCUCAUGUCUCUCUCUGUGCCUGCUGGGGAUCUGAACUCUCUAUUGCCAGGUGAAGAUGGUCGUCAUCUUUACAUCGGUAUGAAAGACCAUCUGCUGUCCACGAGCCUGGAUGAUAUUACUCAAACCCCCCGCAAGAUAUACUGGCCUGCAAGUCCAGAUCGAAUCCAGAACUGUAUCAUGGCUGGAAAAAGCCUGCAGACGGACUGUGCAAAUUUCCUGCGUGUGUUAGAGCUGUAUAACCAAACACAUCUUUACGCCUGUGGGACGGGAGCGUUCAACCCUCGCUGUGCCUUCAUCCCCACAAACCUCUUCCUCAGGGCCGAGGAACAAAGGCUGGAGUAUGAAGACACUGAAUCAGGGAAGGGAAAAUGUCCUUAUGACCCUCACCAGAGAACAGCUACUGCCAUGAUAGACGGAGAGCUGUACGCUGGUAUCUCAUCUGACUUUCUAAGUCAUGAUACCGCUUUUAUUCGGAGUCUGGGGGAGCGACAUGCGAUUCGCACCGAACAAUACGACUCUACAUGGCUGCAAGGCGCUGAAUUUGUACAUGUCGCAGCGAUGUCAGAGAGCGAUAAUGAGGAGGAUGAUAAGGUCUACGUGUUCUUUACUGAGCGCGCACAGGAAGCAGAGGGGGCUGCUGGGAAGGUCCUCUAUUCUAGAGUCGCCCGCGUCUGCAAGAAUGAUAUUGGUGGUCAGCGUAGUUUGGUUCAUAAAUGGAGCACCUUUCAGAAAGCUCGUAUUGUUUGCUCCGUACCAGGACCCGACGGCAUUCAGACACACUUUGACAAACUCCGUGAGUAAUAGACACCUUCAG